AUGAAUUCUGUGCUAUUAUCCCUCUUUGCGCUAAUGGCCGUCCAGGUGUCUAUGGUAUUCGGUUGGGGUUAUCGAGCCUCUGACCAGAGACGAUGGGCUGUGCUGCAUCCAGCUUGUGGGGGACGCCAGCAGUCGCCGAUAGCUAUAUCGGCUCGCCAAGCCAUCCCGAUUUCGAUCCCAGCUAUGGAGCUUAUCGGUUAUCAAAACCCCCUACCGGGACCUUUGACUAUAACUAACAAUGGACAUUCUGUUGCCCUAACUAUCCCAAAAUAUUCAUCGGAAGAAGAAAAGAAGGGUUUCCGUUUGCCCUACAUUUUCGGUGGACCACUAGACAACGAAUACGAAAUUGAGGGUCUUCACUUCCACUGGGGAGACAAGAACAACCGUGGUUCGGAACACACUCUUAACGAUAUGCGUUUGCCUCUCGAGAUGCAUAUCAUCCACAGAAACAAAAAGUACAGAAGUCUCACGGAAGCUCUACAGCACCCAGAUGGUCUUUGCGUACUUGCCUUCUUCUACCAGGUUGUCGAAUUCGACGCUAAACUACUGACACCAAUUGUUAAGAACUUAUCCACCAUCGAGAACUACAAUACCAGCAUGCAGCUUCCCCACACUUUCUCUUUGUCUUCAAUCCUGUCUGGUCUGGACACCGAACGCUUCUACACUUAUAAGGGAUCCCUGACCACCCCACCUUGCGCUGAAGCUGUCACAUGGGUCGUUUUCUCUGACUACCUCCCGAUUUCUGUGUUUCAGAUGGACAACUUCCGCGGCCUCCUGUCCAACCUGAACUUGCCGCUCGUUGACAACUUUAGACAGCUCCAACCUCUGUUUGGUCGACGAGUCUUCGUCCGCAUCACAUCAAAGAACCCCAAAUUCAAGAAGACUAAGCUCCACUACUCCAAAUGGGAUUGGGUUGGCCACAAGAAGGCCGAAAAUGACGUCAACGAAUUCGACGACUAA
Molecule: messenger RNA, 960 nt
Organism: Leptosia nina
Lineage: Eukaryota; Metazoa; Arthropoda; Insecta; Lepidoptera; Pieridae
Source: the annotation of a GenBank genome assembly